GAAGGCAGAAGACGACGCGAGGCGGGAGAGAGAGGCCGAGGCCCUUGCGGAAAUGAGGCGCAAGAAAGAGCAGAAGGAGGCGGAGAAGAAGGCGGCCUUGCUCAAAGAGGAAGCCGACAAACGGAGGGAGAUGAAGCUGCGCCAGAUGGUCGAGAGGAGGGAAGAG
This is a messenger RNA of Prorocentrum cordatum, 166 nucleotides long. NCBI's taxonomy places the organism in Eukaryota, Dinophyceae, Prorocentrales, Prorocentraceae. The record is from the annotation of a GenBank genome assembly.